UACGUGAACCAUAUGCCAGGGGAGCAGACCUUUCUCUCCGCAGUAAUUCGGUUAUUUUUGCGUCUGUUGUGUUUUUACUAAAGUAGGCUACCUACAUUUAAGUACAUUUUACAGUAGCAAGAAGAAUGGGCUGCGCAAUAUCAGGACUGGCACCGAAAACAGCUGGAGCGACGAAAACGGAGGAUGAUGUUGCGCAUCUCAGCGAGGAGCAGAUCCAGAUGAUUAAAGAGUCGUGGAAAGUUAUCCAGGAGGACAUUGCGAAAGUUGGAAUUAUUAUGUUCGUCAGGUUAUUUGAGACCCAUCCAGAAUGCAAGGAUGUAUUCUUUCUGUUUCGAGACGUGGAGGACCUUGAGAUGUUACGGACCAGCCGGGAGCUGAGGUCACAUGGCCUACGAGUAAUGUCCUUCAUUGAGAAAAGUGUGGCCAGACUGGACCAGCUGGAGAGACUAGAGGUUCUUGCUGUGGAGCUGGGGAAGAGCCACUACCGCUACAACGCCCCACCCAAAUACUACAGCUAUGUAGGAGCAGAAUUCAUCUGUGCUGUUCAACCCAUUCUCAAAGAGAGAUGGACCCCUGAGCUUGAGGAGGCAUGGAAGACCCUGUUCCUGUACCUGACCAGGCUUAUGAAGCAGGGCUACCAGGAGGAGACGAGCAGACAUCACCAUGUGGCAGCAUCCCCCAAGGAGAGGCCAGAGAAGAGGAGCACAGCCUUAUAAGAGGCCUGGCUUUGGCUGGCCUCCACCCAGAGACUGUUGAGCAUAGCACAGAAAUGUGUCACGUGACUUUUAGCUG
This is a messenger RNA of Coregonus clupeaformis (lake whitefish), 792 nucleotides long. RefSeq names its product neuroglobin-1-like. Bases 126 to 716 code for a protein of 196 amino acids. The record is from RefSeq and is a predicted model, not a curated record. Lineage: Eukaryota; Metazoa; Chordata; Actinopteri; Salmoniformes; Salmonidae. The transcript has 5 exons. Gene Ontology annotation, molecular function: heme binding; oxygen binding.